AUGCAUCACUCAGAAUCACAAAACCAUUCGACACAUUAUACACCUGUCAAGUUUCCCUUCUCUUGUAGAGAAAGGCUAGCUGUUGGAAAGUUGUUGAUUGAAAGAGGUGCUUAUAUAAAUAUUGCCGGUGUUGAUGGUAAAACUGCUCUACACUCUGCAGCUCGUGCUGAUGAUAGUAGUUUGAUGGAGAUGAUAAUCAACAAGGGUUGUGCUGUCAAUUUACAGGUAUGUUCUGUGCUAUGUAAAGACCCCAAUAUCAAUCCUGGACUUGUCAAUAGAGAAGGUUUCAACGCCUUACAAUUAGCAGUUUUUAAAGGCCACUCAUUUGCUGUGGAUAAAAUAUUAGGUGUAGCUGAUAAGUCAGUGGUGAACGUUAAGAACUGGAAUGGAAAUACACUAUUACAUAUUGCUAUAGAGAAGAACAAUACAGAUUAUGCUAAACUUCUGAUUGAAAAGGGAAAUGCUGAUAUCAACAGUAAAAACAUUCAAGGUCAAACACCAUUAUGGUUAGCUGCUAAAAAGGGUUGUUUAGAAUCUGUACAAGUUUGA
Lottia gigantea (owl limpet) is the source of this 549-nucleotide messenger RNA. RefSeq lists its product as hypothetical. The coding region runs from base 1 to 549 and encodes 182 amino acids. Lineage: Eukaryota; Metazoa; Mollusca; Gastropoda; Lottiidae. Gene Ontology annotation, molecular function: protein binding. The record is from RefSeq and is a predicted model, not a curated record. The transcript is spliced from 3 exons.